ACGGUUGGAGUGGGCGCCAUUUUGUUCGGGACAGCGCCAUUCGAUCGGGAAAAGGUUUUAUUUCUGUGCGAUUGUGUUAAGGGGUGGGGGAAGAAAUCGAUUUGAACCGAAAGCGGGUUUAAAAAUAAAAGUGGAGCGGGGAGGAGGGGGGGGGAAACUGGGGGAGAUAAACAAAAUGAAGAUCUUUGUGGGGAAUAUCCCGAGCGAAGGGACGGUGGACGAGCUGAAGACGCUGUUCGGCUACUACGGCACGGUGCGGGAGUGCGACAUCAUCCGGCAUUACGGCUUCGUGCACAUGGACAGCGCCGAGGAGGCGAACCAGGCCAUCGCCGCCCUCAACCAGUACGAGCUGCACGGCCAGAAGCUCAACGUGGCCGAGUCCCGGCCCCGGCCUGCCGCCGUCACCAAGGUCUACGUUGGUAACCUGGCGGCCGGCUGCAGCAACCAGGAGCUGAGGGCCAAGUUCGAGGAGUACGGCCGGGUGGUGGAGUGCGACAUCGUCAAAGACUAUGCUUUUGUACACAUGGAGAAGGAGGAAGAUGCAAUGCAAGCGAUUGCCAGUCUGGAUAAUCAGGAAUUCAACGGGAACAAGCUCAGGGUGCAGCUCUCCCGGUCGACCUAUGGAAAGUCUGGUGGGCAGCGGGAUGUGUGCCAACGCUGUGGAAGGCAGGGUCACCAGGCCCGAGAUUGCCACUCAGUGCGCUAUAACCAGUACAGCCAGUACCAGUACCAGGCUCAAUAUUACCCCUCUUACUAUCCAUACUACGAUUACGAUUAUGGCCACGGUUCCUAUUACGACUAUUAUGAAGAUUAUCAGACCGCGGGUGCCGCCGCGGGUUAUGCGCCACUUGAGUACGUGAGAGAGAGAAGCCCCAACCGCUUGGGCACAUCCGUAGUAGGGGCCAACAACUGCACCCUAUAUGAGCGUACCCGCCUGUCACCACUCACCGUGCCAAAAUAUCAGACCGAGAAAUACAUAGACGAUAGCAUCAGCAGGUAUGAUCAGUUUGACUACGAUAAUACUACCGACACCCGCUAUGCCCAAUGAACCGACGAUAUCCUCCUUCCUUCUCUUCCUCCUCCGCUGCCGCCGCUCUCCGAACAGAAGUUUGCUCUCUCGAGACGAAUACACGACCCCGUGAUCGCAGCACGACAGCACCGUGGCAUUUAAAACAAAAUUUAUAUCUCUUUUUCUCCAAAACAAAAAGAUACAUUCGCUGAGCCCUGCCUUGUGAUCCAUAGGUUCUGUAAACACACUUUAACGCUCUCUUUCUCACUGAUUGUGAUUGGAUGUUACUCAUCAAUUUUAUUUUGGUUUUCUUCCAGCCAACCCGUCACCAUUUUCCCCUCCUUUCCCUAGACACCAAAAAGAAACAACAAACCUCCCUUUGUACAGGUCCUAUCCACACCGAACACAGGUGCUCUUGUCCCCUCCCCGCGGUGAUGGCCACAUUCCCUUAACGUUCUUCCAGUCCAAUACUGCCUUUUAAAGAAGUGGGGAGCCUGUUCUGCUGUUUUCCCUUCCUUAAGGGACCAAUGGCUGUGGUAUUCAGUUCCACGAUAUCCAAGUACCACUUGUGAUUUGACAGCAGGCUGCUUCUCUCGUGGGGAGCUGCUCUGGGUAGGGCCUGGUGUCCAACUCAUGGAUCGUACAAAAACAGAGCUUGAGGGGUGGUGUGUAUCAAGGCACCUGCCACUCUUCCUUAUUUCAGCCCUCAAGGUGUAAAUCACAGUGGCUGUAGGACCUGUGAAGCUGAAUGGGCUCCCCCCCACUUUAAAUAAUCUUCACACUUAAUUAACUGUACCGCCACUGUGAAUCAUCAACCACACACUUCAAAGCUGCGUUUCAGGCACUUUGUCUCAGACGGAUGCUGCAUUCCUGCACCUUGCCAACGCUGCUCGGAUUCAUGCUGCCAAGGGAUGCACAGGAGCAGACAGGCCGUCUCCUGCGUGGUUGUGCUUUCUUUCAUUUUAGUCCUUUAUCCUUCUGCAGCCUCGAGUCCGCUCACGGGCAGCGUGGCAGAGUGCGUGACCCGUAAUUCACCGGCUGGCUUUACAGGUAAUGGUCCAAUUUUGCUGAGAAAACGGCUCUUCCCGCACCCCUUCCCCAACCCUCAAAAAAAAAAUGUUCUCACUGCUAAAUUUCACCACCAAAAGCAAUGACGUGCUGUCAUUGGUGCCAUCGGACUUGAAUGAAGAGGAAGCCAGGGUGGGGAGACUGGCAGGCAUUUUGGUAUUUUCCAGUGUUUAGCUUUUUGGACUUGCUGCACGAGGGUAGAAUGUAUGUUUCCGGGCAGAUUGAGAUUGGAAGAGUGUGUGUGCGUAUGUGUGUCUGUGACUGGGACUGUAUGUUUCAAAUGAUUGCCAUGGCAACACUGCCAACAUGGGAUGAUGAUUGAUUGAAUUUCCUCCUGGGCAGCGUCAAAGUCCUGCAGAGUUCAUGUCUAAGGGCUAGCUGAAGACUCCUUGAAACGGGUAUGGGUUUUUUUUGGGGGCAUUAAGGACAUGGUUCCAUCAUGAUAUCACCUAUAGUUGAAUAUUAAAUUUACCUAGGUAUUAUGGAUGACCCUCCUGGGCAAUGCCAAUGGGGAACUGCCACUUGCAUGAACAUAACCAGUGUGAUCUGGCAUCUUGGGUGAGGGUGGGUGGUGAAAGAGAAACAGCAAGAUAGGAUCUUCUGUGGGCUGUUGGGUAGGGAGUGGAUGGAAAAGUAGAAGAAUUGGGGGGAGGUGAGUUUACAUGUCUGAUGUUACACAAUUUAAAAUGAGGUUUGUUUAAUUUUCUUUUAACUAUGAUAAUGAUUUAGUUUGUCAUAAUUGCCUACGCUAGAGAACCAGUGUCUGAAAUUAGAGUUGGACAGGGGGUGGGGAGGGGUGUUUGUAUCGUAACAUGUAGUGAAAUUCAAUAAAAUUAGUCUGAAAUAUC
Messenger RNA from Rhincodon typus (whale shark), 2925 nucleotides. Its product is annotated as RNA-binding protein 4B-like. Gene Ontology annotation, molecular function: mRNA binding; zinc ion binding. The transcript has 3 exons. Bases 176 to 1048 code for a protein of 290 amino acids. NCBI's taxonomy places the organism in Eukaryota, Metazoa, Chordata, Chondrichthyes, Orectolobiformes, Rhincodontidae. The record is from RefSeq and is a predicted model, not a curated record. Gene Ontology annotation, cellular component: cytosol.